Molecule: messenger RNA, 2785 nt
Organism: Portunus trituberculatus (swimming crab)
Lineage: Eukaryota; Metazoa; Arthropoda; Malacostraca; Decapoda; Portunidae
Exons: 7
Coding region: 728-1525 (265 amino acids)
Source: RefSeq, a predicted model, not a curated record
GGAUCGUACGGCAGCCCAGUUCAGUGCUCGGCCAGCCAUGGAGCGUGGAGGGUGUGUCGGCUGCCAGCACGUGUCUCUUUUACUGCCCCAGUGCUAUUCUUUCCUGGCUGCGUGAGUCUCGGGAUACCUUACACUCUUAGUAUAUGCGGAAAGGUGUCAGUGGCUCCGUAAUUCAUAAUUGGGUUGUCUGCUGGAAGGCGCAAGUCGUUGUUGAGACACUUGGCAAACUCAAAACUUUUCUUUGUUCAUUCAUCUCCGUCUUCAAGAAUCUUUUGUGAAGUAGAUUAGAAUGGUAAAUAAGUAUUCAUAAGUAGGUAGAUGACAUAACUUCAGCACGUCAAGGUUAUUUCACUUAAUUCCCGCCGCGGAAAAGGUUGAUGAGAAACGUUUAAGUUAAUCGCUGAUCCAACCCACGGCCUGGCGGGAACUCUAAACUGAAACAAAACUUACGAACUCUUGCAAACAUGUCCCUUUAGAAAAUACUGGAAGGAGUGGAUUUACGUGUAUGUUUUGUUGACUCUUAGAAAUUGAGACAAGUGUUGUGGUACCUUGUCUAAAGUGUCCGCCCGAACAGUGCCACACACACGGCGCGGGAUGGAGGUCUUCACCACAUGCUUCGUCUCUCUCCUGCUGCUCCACCUCUCAGGCUGGCGCGUUCCGUGGUUGCUUGGGCGUCGGGAGGGAAGGUGGGCUGGCAGGGGUGCUGGCGGAGGAACACAGUGAGGUGAUGGUGCAGCAAGUGGACGUCCCUGGUGUGGUCAAUCUUGGGGAGAACGUGGAACUGGAGUGCCACUAUGAGAUCAGCGGCAACCUGUACUCCAUCAAGUGGUAUCUUAAUGACCGGGAGUUCUUCAGGUACCAGCCAGAGGAGGAGACCAACAUCAUGAUCUUCCAAAUCCCGGGGGUCAACGUUAAUAGAGAGAUGUCCGUGGGGCACCGCGUGAAGCUGGACAAUGUGCAGCUGGGCGCCUCAGGGAUGUACAAGUGUGAGGUGAUCGGAGAGGGUCCUCAGUUCCUCACGUCAGACAAACACGCCAAGAUGAUGGUCGUCAAGAUCCCGGAGGAGAAACCUACAAUUUAUGGUACCCAGCAUGAGUACAAGAUUGGAGACACUGCUCGCCUCACCUGUGUGUCCGCGCCCUCCCACCCCCCGGCCAGCCUCACUUGGUACAUCAACGACAACAUUGUCCCAGAGAAAUAUGUGACUCCCAUGGACGACAACCACUCCCUGGACGGCAUGGUAGAGGCGCGCCGGGUGCUGCAGUUCGUGGUGGGACCCCAGCAUUUCGUGAACGGCCAGAUGAAGCUGCGUUGCUCCGCCAGUAUCUCCACCCUGUACUACAAGACGCAGCAGCACAGCGUGGACGGCCACCACCCUUAUAAUGUACCCGUCAUGGAGUCCCGUGACCAUUCCGCCAUGGCAGGAGCAGACAAGGUCCGCCUCCCUGGCAGUGGCUGUCAUCUGGCGGUGCUUGUGCUGGUGACGCUUACUGUGGGCACUCUGCUGCAGGCUACCCUCAGCUGACUCUUCAGCGUCCCUCACCACCUUAAUUCAUAAACUUUUAACUGGGAGAAGCAACAGCACGCAUGCUUGGGAUAGUCAACACUGAAUAUUUACUCACGAGGCUCAAAAUUAUGUCGUAAGUCGUCAGUGUGAAGAAAGCGCCGAUCCCAUGAGAAGAGGAAGAGUAAAUCUUGGCCGCGUGCGGGGGAGCGAGGCUGGCGCCGCGACCCGUGGGUGGACGUGGCCAGGUCAUCUCACAGCAGCUCGGCCCAAUCAUUCGUGGCGGUGGGUGGCGUGGCAUUCUUGAAGAAAGUCAUGUUACAUCACUGAAUUACCAUAGAAAACGUUUUAUAAGUAUUUAUGUACUACUUGUCCAGAGUAAGGGUGAGUUACAUUAAUUACUUCCAGGUUCUGUGUUUGUAUGUGCUGAACAAACGUGAUAUUGCUCCAUGUGUUUAGGGAGUGUCUACAGGUGUACCAGAAUGUUGUGGUGCAGGUGCUCACAGCAGCACUGCAGCACUCUUGACAAACCAAAGACUGUGAAGCUAAGCUUUUCAUUAUCAAGAUGGUGCGUGUCGCUGGGGGAUGGAUUUCGGUGAUUUAAUUUUGUGCACAUAGACAUUUACUACUUCGUAUAUGACCAUUUAUAUAUAUGUAUACUCUACGUAUAUAUUUCAUAUAAUGUUAUAAUGUAUUGUACUGGAGUAUACAUAUGUGUAGGGAACAUGCUUUAGCUCUACAUGGUAGCGACAGCUUUCCUUCCUUUUAGGUGUCCCGUUCAAGUUGUAUGUGCCGCGAGGGGCAGAGAGGUGUAGACAGGUAAAGGUAGCACGGUGAAGGUGUGGAGAGAGGCAGGUGAGGGGAAUGAUGGGGGCGGGAGGCUGCGGGGUGUAUGUGCGGCGUGAGGCAGAGACGGCCACCAGUGAGGAGUGUUGACCGGUCAGUCAUGUGGAGUCAUUAUCCACCUCCAUUUCCGGAGAAGCAGACAUGUUUAAUUUUUAAGAAUUCUAUGUUAAUGGAAAAUGUUAUCUAUAGUUUAAAAUGUUGCUAAGAGUAAAGCCAGUGACGAUAUCUUGCAUUGAGAUGUUCUUGUAACCUUUUAGCUGUAAGUAUUAUUACCAUGAUUAUUAUUAUGAUUAUUAUCAUUAUCAUCAUCAUCGUGAUUAAAGCAUAAUUAACAUGUUUGCAAAUGGACACAAUCUAUAUGUUCUACAUCGAUAUGUAUAUACAAUUUUAAUGUUCAGAUUUUUAUGUAUAAAUAUAAUAUACAUCAUAAAAUAA